GUGAGGGCUUCAACAUAUCAUAUACAUAUUGUGUUAGAUGGUGUGAAGCGGUACAUUGUGUGUCUAGAAAACAAGAAAUGUAGCUGUGGACAAUUCCAACUUGAUGAACUUCCAUGUGCGCAUGCUUUGGCAGCAUUAAGGCAUAGGAAUGAAACAUACAAAAACUAUUGCUCUCCGUAUUACACAAGGAAGAGUCUUCUGCUUACCUAUGAAAUGCCAGUAAAUCCACUUCCUGAUGAAGGCAAAUGGGAUGUGCCACAACAUAUUUUGGAUGAGGUAGUAAAGCCACCGGCGGGAGAUAAAAGGCAGCCAGGGAGACCUCACAAGGAAAGAUAUAAAACAUUUGAUGAAAUAAAGUCAAAGAAAUACAAGGUGUCAUGUGGCAAUUGUGGAGGUGCAAGGCAUAACAAAAGAACUUGCAAGAAUGCACCGAAAAAGAAAUGA
This is a messenger RNA of Nicotiana tabacum (common tobacco), 444 nucleotides long. The record is from RefSeq and is a predicted model, not a curated record. NCBI's taxonomy places the organism in Eukaryota, Viridiplantae, Streptophyta, Magnoliopsida, Solanales, Solanaceae.